AUCGCAGGGUAAUACCAUGAUAGUUACCUUCCAGCUUGCGUCUGAUCCGUUGGUGGUUGUCAGUCGUAGAUCAUGCACUAUGUUGCGCUCACCUGUGUCCCGUUGUCUCUUUCCCAGUAGGAGGUCCAACUUGAAAUUUUCCUCCCAUACAGUCAUAUGCGAAACAGAACGAGGACACUGUGCAGGUGAGGAUAUCGCUCCGUUUGCCUUGUCUGAAGGAAACCAUUUUUCAGAUGACCCGACGCAUGAUUUAUCUACUGGUACAAAAGUAAUGCCAGUGCGACCAUUGCCCACUUUGCCAUCCAGACCUGGUUUUCCUAUCCCUCAUCUGAAUGUGGAUGAUGUCGACAAUUAUGUUAUCCCACUCCUCUCCCGUAAUUGGCGUAUCAGUCGUGCUUUUGUUUCAAAGACUCGCUAUAAUUUAUCGCUGUCACAGCGAUUUGAUUUCGAUAAAUAUAGUAACCUUAUGGAGUUCUUGAAUAAGCUGGCUACCUUAUCAAAAGCGGAGCGUCACCACCCUCGUAUGAUCAUUGAUAAAUCCACCGUCGAGCUUUUUCUGCACACCCACAGCGCGUACCGCGUCCGUAACUCGGACGAGAAGCCUAUAUUCCAUAUUCAACAACCCGGAGUCACUUUGUGCGACGUUCGUUAUGCCAUAUUUGUAGACCAACUGUUCUCAAAUGAAUUCGAAUCGAUGGGCUGUGGGGUCAGAUAUGUUCCAAAAGCUCAAGGCAUACUUCAAGAGCUAUCACUUCGAGAGGCGCGAAAGAGGUUCGGUGAAUAUAGACCGACUCUUAAAACUUUAUGAUGUCCUCCCCUCCUAUCUAUUCCUAAACCAUACUAUCAGCCUUUCGUAAACCGUACCUCAUGUGUUGUCUUUUACGUGCAUGGCAUCGGCAAUGCAGAAGUCGAAAAUAGGAUCUCAAUGUUAGUACUGUCCGUGACAC
Serpula lacrymans var. lacrymans S7.9 is the source of this 947-nucleotide messenger RNA. RefSeq lists its product as uncharacterized. Gene Ontology annotation, molecular function: 4-alpha-hydroxytetrahydrobiopterin dehydratase activity. Gene Ontology annotation, biological process: tetrahydrobiopterin biosynthetic process. The record is from RefSeq and is a predicted model, not a curated record. The coding region runs from base 17 to 808 and encodes 263 amino acids. The transcript is spliced from 4 exons. NCBI's taxonomy places the organism in Eukaryota, Fungi, Basidiomycota, Agaricomycetes, Boletales, Serpulaceae.